AUGGCCCUGGCGCUGUGUCCGCGACACGCCGCAGCCGGCGUGGUGGGCGCAGUGCUGCUCAGGCACGCCGACCUGGUGUAUCAGACCUUCCUGCAGCAGGCCGGGCUCUGGCAGGGUGCGGGCCACGCAGGUGCCGAGGCGGCCGCCCAGGCCGCCUACUCAGCCGCGGACGCGGCCAGCCUGGCCGCCGCGGCGGCGGCAGCGGCGGGCGAGGCCCUGACCAACUGGAGCGGGCCGCUGGAGGGCGUGAGCUGCCCACAGGCGCCAGCCUGCACCUGCUCGUGCCCGCAGGUGCCGGAGUGUCCACCCGAGGCGGACGGUGACGUGAAGGAGGGCUUGUGGCACCUGGCGGGAGGCGCGGUGGGCCACAUCGUCCUGGUGCUGGGAGCUCCCCUGCGGGAGUCGCGCCCGACGGCCUCGGCUCCCCCGGGCGUGCCGCGCUGGCAGGGCCUGGCCGCCCUGCUCCUGGAGACAGGGCACGCCGCCGUGGAGGAGGAGUUCUGCAAUGAACUCCUCGUGGGGAGCUAUGUGGCCGUGUUCUACACGGAAGAUGAUGUGUGGCAUGAGCGUCAAAUUUUGUUCCAGGUCGACGCCCAGCACUGGGUGGUGUACACCCCCGACGGCGACAUGUACAUAGAGAAUGUGAUGGCGGGGGAUCCCGACUCGGGUCCGUGCCGCGCGGCCGUCCUGCCUGCUGACGGCACCCUCCCGUUCUUCCUCAGGGGCAAGACCUACCGGUUCCGUGACUUCCCGGACGAGCAGCGGCUCCUCGACCUGAUCAAUGAGGGGUACCAGCUCGCCGUGUCCGAGGGCGGCGAGGUCGUGGGCCCGACGGCGUACACCGACGCCAUGGGGCAGAGGCAGCCGUUGGAGUUGCACGAGGGCAUCUACCGGCGUGUGCGCGGGCGCCCGCUACCAGCUCUGCCACCGCUUCUUGAGCCCCCAGAGGGCGGAGACCUCCUCGUAGGGGGCACCCGCACUCCCGAGGUCCUCGACGCGGAUGUGGAGCUGGUGAACGAUGGAGGCCGCUGGGUGUCCCUCGUCACGAUCGGUUCCGUGCGCCGUGGCGACCCUGUGGAGCUCGGGACGGGAGACAAGGUGCUGGGCGAGCUGGCGCUCCACCGCAUGCCAGAUGGUGAGGUGAUCGCCGCGUGUCGUCCCGACUACCUGAGCAAAGUCGUGGAUGGAGGUUCGGCUGCCGACGGCGGCGACGCUCGAGUGCUCGCCCCCGUCUCCUAUGACCCAGGCGGGCGACGCUGGUGUGACUUUGCGAACGCUGUCAGCAAGAUGAGCACAGAGCCGAUGGAGGACUUCCCGCUGGAGGGCGAGAGGUCGGCGCUGUGGCUCUUCAAGUACGUUCGUGAUCACGGCGGCACGUUCGACGCCCGCCAGACCAAGUGGGCCACGGAGCAGAAGAUCGCCAUCGACUCCACCGCCUACCUUAUCCACGAUCUCGUGGGUCUGGCGCUGGAUCUCUCUGUGUGCUAUGACCAGUGCGAUGGCGGCAACCUGGCCAGUGUCGAGGUGUUGGCGCGGCUGUACCAGCUGGUGGAGGAGACCAACGGGACCCUCCAGCUGGAGGGCCUGGAGCACUACGUGGGCCGCGACCCCACAGGCGGCCUACGCCGCGGGGUCGCGCUCAACCCUGGGCUCGCGCACUAUGCGACCGACAAGAAGAGCAAGGAGACGGAGGUGAUGAAGCAGCGCCGCAAGGCUCGCGAGGAGUCGGCGGCGGCCAAGAAGGCCUCCAAGGGUGGCGGCAAGAAGGAUCAGGAGCACCCCUGA
This is a messenger RNA of Prorocentrum cordatum, 1785 nucleotides long. Lineage: Eukaryota; Dinophyceae; Prorocentrales; Prorocentraceae. The record is from the annotation of a GenBank genome assembly.